GGUGCAAAUAUUUGGCUAUUGUUGUCAGAAUGAGUUCCGACGCACGAGACUUCACAAGGCGACCGAAGAAUUCUCCUUUUUUCCAACAGAAGCUGCCGGCAUGGCAACCCAUGUUUACAGCUAAGAAAUCAACUGUUUGUUUCCUCGUUUCUGGGUUACUUUUGGUACCGCUGGGAGCUGUGUUACUCGUCGCUUCAAACUCCGUUGUAGAACACACCGUUGACUACACCGAUUGCAUCGAGUCCGGUGGCACACGUCGGUGUUCCGAAGCUAUGUUCCCCGGAUCCAAUUGCAGUUGUGAAGUUUCGGUGCAUGUCCAAACUCCCAUUUCGGGCCCAGUAUAUCUGUAUUAUCAGCUGGAAAAUUUUUAUCAGAACCACAGGCGCUAUGCUAGAUCGAUGAGUGAUUCACAGCUUCUUGGAUCACCGGUUUCGGUCGACUCCCUAUCGUCCUGUGACCCGUACGCUUCGGUCACCAAUAUCAGUGGGACUUUUGCAUUCCUACCUUGUGGAGCGGUGGCAAACAGCAUCUUCAAUGAUACCUUUGUUGUAAAGUAUAAAGGAGUCUCAAAUGCUUCUGAUAUUGUGGUUCCGAUGACGAACAAGGGUAUCGCAUGGAAAUCGGACGUUGAUCGAAAGUUUGGUGUCCUCACACCAGCAGCGCUGUCCAACACCGUCAAACCACCGAAUUGGCCCAUAUCAAUUAUGGAACGGUCUCCGGGUGCCUUCAUAACAGACGAAGAGUUAAUGGUGUGGAUGAGGGUAGCUGCCCUUCCCACUUUCAGGAAGCUUCAUAGAAUAAUCCUUACCCAGAACGAGUUUAAGGAUGGACUUCCUACCGGAAUUUACACCAUCUUAAUCAAUUAUGCAUAUCCAGUUAGCGGUUUUGGUGGCCGCAAGUCCUUCAUAAUCGGUAACGUCAGUUGGUUAGGCGGCAAGAACAUUACCCUUGGCGUCCUUUGUAUUCUCACCGGAUCACUCCAUCUUGUCCUGAGUGGCGCAUUCCUUUUGGUUUACCUCUACUCCAGAAGACUCCUGUAUAUAGACAACGGAGCAUUCAGACGAGUUUGAUUCGCGCCCUACUUCUGCGGUCACCCCUGCACCGUAGGUGGACCUGGACAGUCUCAAGAGCUCAACAGCCUCAUAUCUCCUUAAACAGUUAAGGAGGCUCUCUUAUCCCUUACGUCGAUGUGCCUUAGACGACGUCAUUUGGUGUGCACCGGGCGAUCCCACCCACUUCCACCACGUCUUGCUGACUUUUCUCAUGCAACCUUCAAGAGAUUUGCUGCUGCGCAAACCAUCUGCACACAGGGUGCAUGGGUGCUUCACAUCGCGACCGCCUUUUUUCGCUAACAUUUGUCGGUAACGCAUCGGUGUCGAUUUCUCUCGCUUGUCUUUCCCGUAUGCUUUAAGUGCUUUUCGAAUGCUUGCAUAUCAUUGUGACCUCCACUAUCCACUCGUUACCCGCUGUUCACAUUUUAAAUAAUUCGGUCAAAUGACAAACUGCGAUUAUCCUCUGACCAGCUCCCCCGGUGCAAGUAUUGUUUCUAUACUUUUUCACGCGCCUUUGGAUAACCAAACCUUGGUCCUCUUCUAUUCUUUUCAUCCACUCAGCUUGCACGCAAGUAUCACUUUUCGUUUUCCAAAUGCGCUAUAGAUGAUGCAGUUGGGACUUCUUCUACCCCUCAUACCAAUUGACGAAUAUAUGCCAUUCUGACUUCA
Messenger RNA from Dicrocoelium dendriticum, 1721 nucleotides. NCBI's taxonomy places the organism in Eukaryota, Metazoa, Platyhelminthes, Trematoda, Plagiorchiida, Dicrocoeliidae. The record is from the annotation of a GenBank genome assembly.